Molecule: messenger RNA, 1308 nt
Organism: Trichoderma atroviride IMI 206040
Lineage: Eukaryota; Fungi; Ascomycota; Sordariomycetes; Hypocreales; Hypocreaceae
Biological process (GO): secondary metabolite biosynthetic process
Molecular function (GO): FAD binding
Source: RefSeq, a predicted model, not a curated record
AUGUCGCCAGUAAAGAAUUUUGACAUAGCAAUUGUUGGUGGUGGGAUCGCGGGGCUAACAUUGGCAAUUGCUCUUAACUCUCGCUCGAUUCCCUUCACCAUCUAUGAGCAGGCAUCUUCGUUUGCAGAGAUUGGGGCGGGUGUCUCCUUCAGCCCCAAUGCUGUCCAGGCUAUGAAAGUUUGCCACGAGGGCAUUUACGAAGCAUUCGAGAAAGUGUGUACCAGAAACUUGUCACCCUCAAAACAAAAAGUUUGGUUCGAUUAUGUGGACGCAUACAGCGAUGUAACAUCCAAUGGUACCCUUGAUACGGCUUUCACUGUUUCGAAUAGCCUCGGUCAGAACGGCGUACAUCGCGCCCAAUUUCUGGACGAGGCGGUCAAACUCAUUCCCAAACAUCUUGCGAGGUUUGGUAAACGACUUCAAAGCAUCACUGAAGGUCUCAACGGUAGACUCGUGAUGCGAUUCGACGAUGGAACCGUAGUAGAGGCUGACGCGAUCAUUGGCUGUGAUGGGAUCAAAUCGCGGGUCCGUCAAGCCAUCGUUGGAGCCGACCAUCCAUCCGCUAAGCCUGUUUAUACGCAUAAAUACGCAUAUCGUGGACUGAUUCCAAUGGAGGAUGCGUGUGCUGCAGUUGGUGAAGAGCGAGCUCAGAAUGCUUGCAUGUAUAUGGGGCAUGACAAACAUGUUCUGACCUUCCCUGUGAACCACGGAAAGACCCUGAAUUUGGUCGCAUUCAGAACUACUUCGGAGGACUGGCCCGAUACUCAGAGAUUAACCAGGCCAGGCCAACGGGAGCAACUUUUACAUGACUUUGAGGAUUAUGGUCCCGCCGCCAUCAAAUUAUUGAAGCUGGUCAACCCGAAACUCGAUGUGUGGGCAAUAUUUGACCUCGGCUACCCCGUCCCAACCUUUUACAAGGGCCGCAUUUGCAUUUCAGGCGAUGCCGCUCACGCUACUUCUCCACACCAUGGCGCUGGGGCUGGAUUCUGCAUUGAGGACAGCGCGAUGUUGGCGGAGCUGCUGGCAGACGAGCAAGUCAAGACACAGCAUGACCUGGAAGCAGUCUUUGCUACUUAUGAUGCAGAGAGGCGAUCAAGGGCACAGUGGAUGGUGGAGAGCAGUCGGUGGGUCGGAGACUGCUAUGAAUUACGUGCAGAAGGGGUCGGAAAUGACUUCACGAAGAUUCAGGAUCAAAUCAAUGAGAGGAAUGGGAUCAUUACUAAUGUCAAUAUAGAAGAGAUGUGUGCAAAGGCCAAGAACGAGCUGCGGAGGAGACUCUCUAAGCCACUGGGAGAUGAAAAGUUGUAA